AUGAGAGCUGAUUUUGUUCACCAUGUUAAGAAAAUGCACGAUAAUAGUGGCUGGGAAUUAAUUAGAAAGAUUGUUCUUGAAGAUGGGGAGGAUGUAAUAACUUCUGAAUUAGAAGAAAUUGGUACUGAAAUUGUUAGAAAUGUGAUGAAUCCUUCUCCUGCAGCGGCGCAGGUCUCGCUCGGUGUAGUUGGAGACACUCGUAUCAUAAAGCACUUUUGUAGAUCUUCCCCGUGGUCAUUAGAGGUGACAUCUAAUAUUUUUUUUCCCCUCUUGUUCUACAAGCUAUUUGAAGAAAAAUGUUCCGCUCUAAGUCAGAUUCCUCCGCGUGACGAUGAUGAUGAUGGCGAUGAUGAUAACGAUGAUGCUGGAUUGGUGAGGCGAAAUAUGUAUCGGAGAAAAAAGAAGAGAAGAGUUGAUGGGGAUGAAAGCUUUUGUGGAGAAAGAAGAUGAGUUGAUGUAUCUUAGUUUUUUUAAAUUUAACUCCUUGUUUAACUUCUUGGAUUAUUAGACUUUAUAAAUAUUUGAGUGUUGAACUUGUAUAAUAUUUUGGAGUCGUUUGAAGAAGAUGUUGAGAACUUUGAAUUUGUUGUAUUGUGAUUUGAUUUCAAUUAUUAAUAUAUGUAUCUGAAAUAGGAUGUGUUGAA
Zingiber officinale is the source of this 644-nucleotide messenger RNA. RefSeq lists its product as uncharacterized. Lineage: Eukaryota; Viridiplantae; Streptophyta; Magnoliopsida; Zingiberales; Zingiberaceae. The transcript is spliced from 7 exons. Bases 1 to 450 code for a protein of 149 amino acids. The record is from RefSeq and is a predicted model, not a curated record.